Messenger RNA from Dictyostelium discoideum AX4, 1558 nucleotides. RefSeq lists its product as hypothetical. Gene Ontology annotation, cellular component: membrane. Gene Ontology annotation, molecular function: hydrolase activity; endonuclease activity; aspartic-type endopeptidase activity. Gene Ontology annotation, biological process: DNA recombination; DNA integration; DNA transposition. Lineage: Eukaryota; Evosea; Eumycetozoa; Dictyosteliales; Dictyosteliaceae. The transcript is spliced from 2 exons. The annotation marks the transcript as partial. The record is from RefSeq and is a predicted model, not a curated record.
UACAAUUACUCACUAUCCAGUAGCUUCACCAUCAACUACAAUUUUACCAAGAGUCUUACCAUCAAGAUCAAAUCAAACAUCUAAUGUUUCACCAGCUACAACAAUUCAACCACCAAAUUCAUCAAGUUCAAAUCAAUCAUCAAAUAUCCCACCAACAACAAACCAAUCAUCAAAUAUUACAAAUCAACCAAUAAAUACUUCAUCAAUGAAUUUAAAUCAAUCAUUAUCAAAUCCACCAUCUCUUAUUACAAAUCAAGCAACAACCGCUAGAUUAUUGAAUAGUGUACCUAUCUCAAUCAACAAUGAUAAUAUUAAUACAACAAUUCCACAAUUUACACAAGAGUCAAUAAGAAAAGAGUUGGAAAAAGAAAAUUAUUAUAGAGCAAUGUAUAAAUAUCUUGAAGAAACAAGACUUCCAGACAAUGCACAAGCAGCAAGAAGAAUUUUGUUGGAGUCUGAAUUUUAUUCAAUGAUUAAUGGAUUUCUUUGUCACGGUUUAAAACAUACUUUAUCAAGUAAGAAAUCUCAUUUUAAACAUCUUCAAAUUGUAGUUCCAAAAACUAUGACUAAAUGGAUAAUGGAAAUAUUUCAUGAUUCGCCACUUACUGGAGGACAUUUUGGAUUAUUAAAAACUGUUGCAAAAAUCAAAGAAAGAUUCUAUUGGAUUGGUAUGAUUAAGGAUAUAAAAGAAUUUAUCGAUAAAUGUACAACUUGUUUACAAAUUAAAAGAAAGUAUGGUCCAAAAGAAGGUUUACUCAUUCCAAUUGAGAUUGAACCUGAACCAUUUAAUACAAUUGGUAUUGAUUUUAUUGGUCCAAUUACAAAAGAUAAUGCUCAACUCAAUUAUUGUUGUAUGAAAUCUAUACUAGAUAUGGGGUUCCAAAGAAGUUGGUUUCUGAUCGUGGUAAGAAUUUUUUUAAGUAAUGUAGUCUCUGGUGUUAAUAAAUUAUUCGGUGUUCACAAAUUAACAACUACUGCUUAUCACCCACAAUGUGAUGGUCAAACUGAAAAUUUCAAUAAUACAUUAAUUAAGAUGCUCAAAGCUUUUAUUGGUAAUGAAUUGUAUGGCAAUUGGGGUGAAUUAUUAAGAUGUGUUUUAUACUCAUACAGAAUUACACCACAUGUUUCAACUGGUUUUUCACCCUUUUUCUUACUUUUUAAUCGUCAACCAACUUUACCAUUAGAUACAACUUUAAAUGUAAAUUUUUAUUCAAAUUCACUAAGAUUAGAUUUCGCUGAUAAUUAUGCACAAUCCGUAAAUAAUAAUCUUAAACGUGCCUUUUGGUUUACAAAGAAUAAUCUCGAUAAAGCUCAAGAAUUACAAAAAACAAAUUAUGAUAAAGGUCGUCGUCCAACAAAUAUUCAAACAGGUGAUUUUGUUUAUUUACAUACACCAUAUUCACAAACUUCUAUUGGUCCAAAGAAAUUCUAUAAACCUUGGAGAGGUCCUUUUAAAGUUCAAGAAAAAGUUAGCGAUGUUACAUUCAAAUUAGAUAUGGGUAAUCUUAGAGAUCAUAAAGUAGUCAAUAUUGAAAGAUUGAAAAAAAUUUUCAACUAA